Messenger RNA from Linderina pennispora, 543 nucleotides. RefSeq lists its product as uncharacterized. Lineage: Eukaryota; Fungi; Kickxellomycota; Kickxellomycetes; Kickxellales; Kickxellaceae. The record is from RefSeq and is a predicted model, not a curated record. Bases 1 to 543 code for a protein of 180 amino acids. The transcript has a single exon. Gene Ontology annotation, biological process: chromosome segregation. Gene Ontology annotation, cellular component: MIS12/MIND type complex.
AUGGCCGACAAAGACAUCGAAAUGACCGACACCAAGCCGCAGGUACCCGACAGCGUACGCUACCGCAAGCUGCUCUCGGUCCUCGACCGCUCGCUCUCCUCAGUGGUCGACACAUUCCGGCUUGAGGACCUGCAAGAAAUCUUCCCGCAGCUGGCCAAAGAAAUUCCAACCAAGCUCGCCGACAGCCACGAACAGAUCAGCUCGUACCUGCGCAACUCCGCCAAUGGGGACUUCCAGGCGAUUCUGAUGCAGUACGCGAUGGCGAGCAAGCUGGCAGACCUCGACAGCCUGGUCGCUGAUGCGGCGAAGCGGUGGGACGCGGGAGUGGAGCCUGUCGCGGACUUGUCGCCAGAGGCUGUCAACAGGUCGAGGGCAAAGGCGAUCAAGAAGCGGGAGCUGGAGCGUUUGAAGGCAAAGCUGGCAGGAAUGGAGACAGAGAACAGGGCAGCGAUUGAGCACUUGGAGCAGCAGCGCAGGGUGCUGGCGCAGGAGCAAAAGAAGCUGGAGGCGUCCAUGGAGCUGGCAGACAAGAUAUCCGCGUAG